AGAAGAAGAAACUCUGCCGUGUCAUUGGUUGUUUCAGCAGCAUGCCGUUUGAAUGGGAACAGGAAGUUAGCUCACUAGCCAGGAGGCAGCUAACUAUUACGUCGUUAUAACAUCAGUAAGAACCCGAAUGAAGAUACUCAUAUUUUAAUAUUUUUAAUCAGCUGUUGACACGAUGUCUAAAGUCUGACCGACGCUGACAUGAGCCUAAAAUAAACAUCUGUCCGGAGAGGCAGGAAUCAGUCUGAUGAGGGGCCGCCUACAGCCGGCAGGAUGCAGCAGAAAAGGAACAUCCAGAUCAUCGAGUGGGAGGACCUCGACAAAAGGAAGUUCUACUCUUUCGGGGUGUUCAUGACGAUGAGCAUCCGGGCCACCGUCUACCCGGCCACUCUCAUCCGCACUCUGCUUCAGGUGCAGCGGGGGAAGUCGCUCUACAGCGGCACCUUUGACGCCUUCUUCAAGAUCCUGCGGACGGAGGGCAUUCGAGGGCUUUAUCGCGGAUUUAUGGUCAACACCUUCACGCUCAUCUCAGGCCAGGCUUACAUCACCACCUACGAGCUGGUGAGGAAGUACGUCUCCCAGUAUUCUGACGACAACACCGUCAAAUCACUGGUGGCGGGCGGCUCGGCCUCCCUGGUCGCUCAGAGCAUCACUGUUCCAAUAGACGUCGUCUCUCAGCAGCUGAUGAUGCAGGGCCAAGGGGAGCACCUCACACGCUUUCGACUGAGUUCAAACGCCGCGGCUGGAAAGUCCAAAAAAGUGUUCGGCCAAACCAGGAACAUUAUGGCUCAGAUUUUUGCUGCUGAUGGUUUUCGGGGUUUCUACAGAGGAUAUGUGGCUUCUCUACUCACUUAUAUCCCCAACAGCGCUGUGUGGUGGCCUUUCUAUCAUUUUUAUGCUGAGCAACUCUCUAAACUGGCUCCCAGUGACUGCCCUCAUCUGAUUCUACAAGCCAUGGCCGGACCUCUGGCCGCCGCUACUGCCUCGACUGUCACCAACCCAAUGGACGUGGUCAGAGCCAGAGUGCAGGUUGAAGGGAGGACCUCAGUCAUCGAGACGUUCAGGCAGCUGAUCAAAGAGGAGGGCUGCUGGGGAAUGACCAAAGGACUGUCGGCACGCAUCAUCUCAUCCACACCCACUGCCAUCGUCAUGGUGGUCGGCUACGAGACGCUAAAAAAGCUGAGUCUGCGACCGGAGCUGGUGGACUCGAGACACUGGUAGAAGACACCUGCAGAGACAACAAAUGGACCACGUGCCAUUUUAGCCCCAAAUUAGACUUUCUGUGAGGACACUGGAUGAAAGAAAAGGUUUGUUUUAAAUAACAACUUGGGGAACAAAAUGGAAUCAGGCCAUUUUAAACGCACAUUACCUGUGUACGAGAAACUGGACAUUUGUUUAUACCAACAUGUUAGUCGCAGUUUAAAUACCUGGCCAUUAAGGUUUGCAGUUCAUAUCGCUGCUUAACAGGGUUGAUGCUUUUAGUGCAAUUAAAAUUAAAAGUUGGUAAUAAAAUGUUUUAACACUGGAAGAUGCAGACAAAUCGAUGCAAACUUUUGCACGCUCUACAGUCACGUUCACGCAUCUCUGCAGACGAGAAAAGUGGAAUCGAUGGUUGAUAAACUAUCAGAUGGUUCAUCAAAGAAAGUUUUCGAUCAGGUUUCGGAGAAAGAUCCUUUAACUUAUGAUGUUCACGUCAGCAGUAAACAAAUCUUUUCCAGGUGGUGAUUUCCU
This is a messenger RNA of Plectropomus leopardus (leopard coralgrouper), 1728 nucleotides long. RefSeq names its product solute carrier family 25 member 44b (gene slc25a44b). The record is from RefSeq and is a predicted model, not a curated record. Gene Ontology annotation, biological process: transmembrane transport; branched-chain amino acid catabolic process; branched-chain amino acid transport. Gene Ontology annotation, molecular function: branched-chain amino acid transmembrane transporter activity. Lineage: Eukaryota; Metazoa; Chordata; Actinopteri; Perciformes; Serranidae. Gene Ontology annotation, cellular component: mitochondrion.